Molecule: messenger RNA, 1730 nt
Organism: Cottoperca gobio
Lineage: Eukaryota; Metazoa; Chordata; Actinopteri; Perciformes; Bovichtidae
Gene: rom1b
Product: retinal outer segment membrane protein 1b
Exons: 5
Coding region: 1-1065 (354 amino acids)
Biological process (GO): visual perception
Cellular component (GO): plasma membrane
Source: RefSeq, a predicted model, not a curated record
AUGGUGCUGUUGAAGAUAAAGUUCACCCAGCAGCGGCGGGUGCAUCUGGCCCAGGGUCUGUGGCUGUUGUCCUGGAUGGCAGUGAUGUGGGGGGCCAUCAUCUUUUGUCUGGGGGUUUACCUUAAGACAGAGCUGCUCCGCAGGGAUGAGGUGAUGGACAACACAGAGAUCCAUGUGGUGCCCAACAUCCUGAUGAUGGUGGGCCUGGCCUCCAUCGGCACCAACUGGGUUGCUAGUCGUGUGUGUCAAGACUCCAUGGACGCAACCCGCUUCCCCCGUUGGAAAGUCCUCCUGCUGGUUUGGUUUGCUGUAGCUGCAGUGCUCUGUUGUCUGCUCAUCGCUGUUGUGGUGCUCAGCUUUGCCCUGCAGGGAAGGCUGGAGGAGUCCCUGAAGGUCGGCCUGAGGAAUGGCAUUCGGUUCUACAAGGACACAGACGUACCGGGCCGUUGUUUUCAGAAAGAGACCAUCGAUCGUCUGCAGAUGGAGUUUCGCUGUUGUGGAAACAAUAACUUCAAGGAUUGGUUUGAAGUUCAGUGGGUCAGCAGCAGAUACCUAAACUUCACCUCCAAGGAAGUCAAAGAUCGUAUCCGGAGUAACGUCGACGGCCGUUACCUGUUGGAUGGCAUUCCUUUCAGCUGCUGUAACCCCUCCUCCCCUCGCCCCUGCCUGCUGUACCACCUGACAGAUAACAACGCCCACUACAGCUAUGACUACCAUUCAGAGGAACUCAACGUGUACAGCCGCGGCUGUAGGCAGGCUCUGACCGACUACUACAUGCAGCUGAUGAACUCAACCGGUCCUGGUGUGCUGUCAGUCAUCCUGAUACAGAUAUCAGUGCUUCUGAGCAUGCGGUAUCUGCAGACAGCCAUGGAAGGAGCCAUGGGUCUGGAGGACCCCGAGGGUGAGAGUGAGGGUUAUCUCCUGGAGAAGGGUGUGAAGGAAACCUUUGAGGACCUCAAAGUCAAUGCCCUCACCAUGCUAAAGUUUGGGCAGGUUGACCCCAACGACACGGAAGGAUCCUCUGAGGCUGCUGAGAAAGAUGCGUCCCCUACUCCUGCCAGUUAGAUGGGAAAUGAUUUAAAUAUGAGCUGAGGGGGAAGGGAUGCAGUGUUGAGGUUUCUUGGUUGUGUGAGUUGGCAGGUGGCGGCUACAACACCAAUGCAGAAGCCGCAGCUCCCUUCGCACAUGGCCAGAACAAGGCAACAAAUAGGGAAUCUUAUCAGACCCUGCACAGACAACAAAACAAACAUCUCCUCUGUGCUUGACCUCAUGAAUAUGUAACCAUGUGUUCAGGAGAUGUGUAGUAUUUGUUGUUGUAACUAGAAGAGAGUAAAUUCAGUUUAAAGGGUUGUAGCGUUCACACACAUAUUUAACACAUUUUAACAUUUGGCACAAAUUUGGCUAAACUGCAAUGAAAUGCUUAGAAACCUGUUAAAAUGACACAUGAAUUAUAUAUUAAAGGUAGACGUUUUUAACUGCUUUGUAGUGUCGGCUUCCUUUUGUACAUGCAACAAUAGAGCAGGGAAUUUCUCUGAGUAUGGGUUAUCUGAGUUCAGCAAGGAGAGUUGGAUUAAAUAUGUGUAUGUAUUUUGUGCAUGAGUAAGUGUGGUGCCCUAGAUGAAGCUGUCAUCUUGUCUAUUCUGGCAGCUCGGCAACAAUCUGAUAAUCCUGGUGUGGUUAAUCCAAACACUGCUGUCCAAGCAGUAUCAGCAAACACUGCCAGCGCACGU